AUGGAGGAACAGGUGUUCAAGGGGGACCCAGACACCCCUCAUUCCAUCUCUUUCUCGGGGAGCGGGUUCCUUUCCUACUACCAGGCUGGGGCCGUGGACGCUCUGCGAGACCUGGCCCCGAGGAUGCUGGACACAGCCCAUCGUUUUGCAGGGACAUCAGCGGGCGCAGUGAUUGCUGCCCUGGUCAUCUGUGGGAUUGAAAUGGAGGAGUACCUCCGAGUGCUGAACAAGGGCCUGGCUGAGGUGAAGAAGUCCUUCCUGGGCCCUCUGUCCCCAUCCUGUAAGAUGGUGCAGAUGAUGCGACAGUUUUUGUACGAUGUCCUCCCCGAGGACUCAUACAAGUGCGCCACCGGGAAGCUGCACGUGAGCCUCACCAGAGUCACGGACGGGGAGAGCGUGGUGGUUUCGGAGUACACGUCCAAGGAAGAGCUCAUAGAGGCCCUGUAUUGCAGCUGCUUUGUUCCUGUGUACUGUGGCUUCAUUCCCCCGACAUAUCGGGGUGAGCGGUACAUCGAUGGCGGCUUCACAAGCAUGCAGCCUUGCGCCUUCUGGACGGACUCCAUUACCAUCUCCACCUUCAGUAGCCAGCAGGACAUCUGUCCGAGAGAUUGCCCGGCCAUCUUCCAUGACUUCCGAAUGUUCAACUUCUCCUUCCAGUUCUCCCUGGAGAACAUCACCCGCAUGACACACGCGCUCUUCCCGCCAGACCUGGUGAUCCUGCAGGAUUACUACUAUCGGGGCUAUGAUGACGCCGUUUCAUACCUGCGGAGGCUGAACGCUGCCUACCUCGACUCCCCCAGCAAGAGAGUGAUUUUCCCGAGGGUGGAAGUGUACUGCCAGAUAGAGGUUGCCCUUGGCCAUGAGCCCCCAGCUCAGCGGGACCAGCUUGAAGACUCCUCACUACCCCAUGCUCAGGGGGUUCCCCAAGAGGACAGGAAGGACGGCCGUUCUCCUGCUUCCCCACCAGUGCAGACACCCGAAUCCAGGACCAGCGGGGUUGUGGAGUCACCAGGGGGCUCCUCAUCUAAGCAGUUACUGGCAUCGCCAUCGGCCCCACCCCAGCCAUGCCCGGAAAUGAGUCCCGGGCUGCCCACUGACUCCAGGGACACUGACCCAGUGAAUCUUCAAACUCCAAGCCUGAAGGAAGGAGUGAAGGAUGGCUGUCAACCGGACUCGGCCGCCGCCAACAACGGAGGCACAAGAAGCCUGCCACCUGUGUUGCACACCUCAGACUCAGCUGCAGACACGCCCAGCUCAGAGGUUGGAUCCUCAGUGCCUGAAUCAUCACCUGAAUCUCUUCAUUGUUCUGGACUGUUGCUCAGACAUCCCCAGCCAGCCACAGUAGCCAGGGCAGCCACAGCAGCCGGGGCAGCCUCCGGACUUCCGCCCUUGGGUCCUUCAACACCACCUGCCGGGCUACCUGUGGAGGAGCUGGGCCCAGAGCAGCCCACAGGUAUGAGGCCUCCUGCCUUUCCACAGCUGACAAGCUUGACAGCACCGGGCACCAGGAAGCAAGCCCCCCACAAGCCUCUGGUGGACAGUCCUGCUGUGGAUUCAAACAGGACAAACAAGAUGUUUAAGAAGAACCAGAAGACAAAUGCCACCAGAGAGUGCCUCCAGAGAAACCCUCGCUCCAAGAAGCCAGCCAGCAAACUGCAGUCUGCUCCUUGUCCACUGGACUUUCCUGUACUCUCCACUUCCAAGACAGUUUGGGUCACCUACAAACCUCAUCCCAAUCGGAUCCAAGAGUACAGCUGCCCUGAGGGAGUGGGUGGACAGAGCGCCUAGGCCUAGGCUGACUGACACAGGAGAGACCCCAGUGACCUGGAGUCCGAGUCCAGCUUCUC
Arvicola amphibius (Eurasian water vole) is the source of this 1847-nucleotide messenger RNA. It is a transcript of the gene Pnpla1, whose product is annotated as patatin like phospholipase domain containing 1. Gene Ontology annotation, cellular component: lipid droplet; cytoplasm; membrane. The record is from RefSeq and is a predicted model, not a curated record. The coding region runs from base 1 to 1788 and encodes 595 amino acids. The transcript has 10 exons. Lineage: Eukaryota; Metazoa; Chordata; Mammalia; Rodentia; Cricetidae. Gene Ontology annotation, molecular function: triacylglycerol lipase activity. Gene Ontology annotation, biological process: lipid homeostasis; triglyceride catabolic process.